Molecule: messenger RNA, 677 nt
Organism: Colletotrichum navitas
Lineage: Eukaryota; Fungi; Ascomycota; Sordariomycetes; Glomerellales; Glomerellaceae
Exons: 1
Coding region: 147-641 (164 amino acids)
Source: RefSeq, a predicted model, not a curated record
AGCCUUUCACUCGAGCCUCUACCUAGAAACUACUGGAUGCCAAGUCGCAACUAACCUGGUGUAAUCGCCAGCCUUACAUUCGUGCGAUCUGCACCGACCUAGCGGCAUUGGUUCAGCGUCGAGGGGGGGGGGAGCGGGGGGAGCGAAUGCCGGACCCUUCCAUGAUGGCGAUCGGCAAGCUCCGUCCGGCUCGGACAACAUGGCUGGAUGUCACCGCACAAUCAGCUGGGAACCACGUCCAACCGCCGGGAAUCCGUGCUCUGCGAAGGCUGUAUCUCGCAGCCAGGCCAUGUGUUGGUCCAGUCUUCGGGGUGGCCUCGGGAGAUCGGAAACCAAAGGUGCAUAUGCCCUCUCUCCCCACCACCCCCCGCUUCUCCGACUUGAGAGAGAGAGUUGAGAUGAAGCUGUCUCACGGUAUUACACCUCACACCCGAAUUGUUGCAUUUGGCGGUGUCAGCCUCACCCGAAGAACCAUCGGCUUUAAACUUGAUGACAUAGCCGUCAAGCAAGUCUGGCUAUGCACCCAGGAAGCUUUUGAUGCGGGUCCUUCUCGACCAAUCCACCUCGAGGAUUUCCCGCCAUGCAAGUUCGCCAAGCGUCGCAACUCGCUGGGUCGUCAUUGGCUUGCUCGUUCGCGUUAGUCUGGACCGGGGAGGAGGAAAGAUGCUUCUCUAGGU